AUGGCGAUUUUGUGGAUAUUGCUUUCAUUGGCUUCGUUCCUGUUCAUCAGGUACCAGUGGUACCGCAGACGUCUCUAUUACGCCGCUUGGAGUCUUAACGGUCCCAUCAGUUUGCCCAUAAUUGGGUCAACAUUUCCGUUCAUUUUUUGCAAAACUGAAGAUCUUUUGCAACAAAUUUACCAAAUUGUCAAUAAGUAUGAUAAUCCGAUUGGGUUUUGGCUAGGGCCUGAGUUGACUGUGGUUUUUAAGGAGCCGCGACACUUAGAAAAGAUAAUGUGUUCGUCGAAGUUCAGCCACAAACACAAAAUCUACGACCUGAUGAAGGUUUUUCUAGGGGAGGGUUUAAUAACGGCUUCAGGUCAAACGUACAAGCUUCACAAAAAAAUGAUUCAGCCGCUUUUCAGUUUGGAAUUCAGUACGGAGUGUGUUGGGGUUUUUGAAAAACAUAUGGAAGUGUGUGUAGAUAAACUAGAAGGGUUAGUGGGCAGAAACUACUUUAAUAUAGAAGAGGUCAUUCAUAAAUGCACUGCUGACAUCAUUGGAGACGUCGUACUAGGAUACAGUUUCGAAUCACAAAAGGGAAACAAUGUUGACUACACUGAAGGAUUUACAGAAGUUUAUAAAAUAGCCUUUGCCAGAAUGGCAAAACCUUGGUUGCACCCUAACCUAAUUUUCAGGUUCAGUAAACUUGGCAAGCAUCUCCAAAAAAUAUGUGACUUGUCUAAUAAACUGAAAGACGAAGUGUUUGCAAAAUAUUCGGAAAGACAAAAACGGUCCAAAAAGCUCGUUGUAGAACCCAUCGUUGAUAAAAUCGCACGAUGUGUAGAGGAAAAUCCUGGAUUAGUUUCCAGGGAAGAGUUUUGGUUUCACCUCAUUUCUCUCUAUAUGGCUAGCCAAGAUACCAUAGCUCUGAUAGCCUCAGCUGCAUGUCUAUGUUUUGGGAUGUAUCCAGAAUAUCAGGAAAAAGUUGUCCGCGAAAUGCGUAAUGUGCUAGGUAAAGACAUCCACAAUUUAAACGUGGAAGACCUCACGAAACUCCCGUUUCUGGAUAUGUGUGUGAAAGACGUAUUGAGACUUUUCCCCAUCGGUCCAUACAUCUUUCGCAAAAAUUUAGAAGAUCAACAACUAGACAAGUGGUUCCUUCCUAAAGACUGUGGAAUCGGUAUCCCGAUUUACAAUUUACACAGAAACCCAACCUACUGGAAAAAUCCGGAUCACUUUUACCCCGACCACUUUUUACCAACGGCUGAACAAAGCCGGCCCUCAUUUGCCUACAUACCAUUCAGUGCGGGACCCAGAGGUUGUAUUGGAAAAGUCUUCGCCAACAUUAGUGUCAAAGUAAUUUUGAUACACUUGCUGCAGAAUUUUGAAAUCGAGGCACAUGGGAAGCUGCCCAGUGUCAAGUUCACCAUGGAUAUUUCCACACGGUCGCUGAAUGGGUAUAUGGUAAAAAUAAAGCGACGUAGCAACUGACAAUUUUUUAUUGUGUUUCUAAUAGUCA
Zophobas morio is the source of this 1501-nucleotide messenger RNA. Its product is annotated as cytochrome P450 4C1-like. NCBI's taxonomy places the organism in Eukaryota, Metazoa, Arthropoda, Insecta, Coleoptera, Tenebrionidae. The coding region runs from base 1 to 1473 and encodes 490 amino acids. The record is from RefSeq and is a predicted model, not a curated record. Gene Ontology annotation, molecular function: iron ion binding; monooxygenase activity; oxidoreductase activity, acting on paired donors, with incorporation or reduction of molecular oxygen. The transcript is spliced from 9 exons.